GCCAAAAUGGAAGAUGGUCCUGUUUUCUAUGGCUUUAAAAACAUUUUUCUUACAAUGUUUGCUACCUUUUUUUUCUUCAAGCUUCUAAUUAAAGUUUUUUUGGCUCUCCUCACCCAUUUCUAUAUCGUCAAAGGAAAUAGAAAAGAAGCGGCUAGGAUAGCAGAAGAGAUCUAUGGUGGAAUUUCAGACUGCUGGGCUGAUCGAUCCCCACUUCAUGAAGCUGCGGCCCAGGGGCGCUUACUGGCCCUUAAAACUUUAAUUGCACAAGGCGUCAACGUCAACCUCGUGACAAUUAACCGGGUCUCUUCCCUCCAUGAGGCGUGCCUUGGCGGUCACGUGGCCUGUGCGAAAGCCUUAUUGGAAAAUGGUGCACACGUCAAUGGAGUGACGGUUCAUGGAGCCACGCCCCUCUUCAACGCUUGUUGCAGUGGCAGCGCGGCAUGCGUCAACGUGCUGCUGGAGUUCGGAGCCAAGGCCCAGCUCGAGGUGCACCUGGCUUCACCCAUCCAUGAGGCAGUGAAGAGAGGUCACAGAGAGUGCAUGGAGAUUCUGCUGGCAAAUAAUGUUAACAUUGACCAAGAGGUGCCUCAGCUGGGAACACCCCUGUAUGUAGCCUGCACUUACCAGAGGGUAGACUGUGUGAAGAAGCUUCUGGAAUUAGGAGCCAGUGUUGACCACGGCCAAUGGCUGGACACGCCUCUCCAUGCUGCGGCACGGCAGUCCAAUGUGGAGGUCAUCCACCUGCUAACUGACUAUGGGGCUAACGUGAAACUCAGAAACGCACAGGGCAACAGUGCACUGGAUCUGGCAGCUCCAAAAAGCGGUGUGGAGCAGGCGCUCCUGCUCCGUGAAGGACCGCCUGCUCUUUCUCAGCUCUGUCGCCUGUGUGUCCGGAAGUGCUUGGGCCGAGCAUGUCAUCAAGUCAUCUACCAGCUACGUCUACCAGAGCCACUGGAAAGAUUCCUCCUAUACCAAUAGUUCCAACUACCCAGGGGCAGUUACUUCAAAAUAAGAGGCUUGCUGUUGCUGUACCCAGGGUACUUAGUGUAGGUAUCCAACAGCUUGAUUCUCAGUAUCUUCCAAUGCGUUCAGCCAGUAGGAGUAGAUCCCCAUGAAAUGGAACAUGUGGGGAGUGGUAACUCCUGGUUAAUUUAACGUUUUCAUUAACCAAGGGACAACCAUAAACCUUUUAGUUUAAUCUCAUGUUAAUAAAUUUAAGAACACUGUGAAGUAGAGUGAAAAUAACAGGCUACUGUUUGGUGAUACAGCUUCCUCCGUGCCCAAGAGUCACUUUCCUGGACACCGCAUAGACACAUGGAAAUUCAAGUGGAUGAGAUUAUAAUGAAUAUUAAGUAGUCCAAGAUGUGUUUCUGAUUAA
This is a messenger RNA of Lepus europaeus (European hare), 1378 nucleotides long. It is a transcript of the gene ASB11, whose product is annotated as ankyrin repeat and SOCS box containing 11. Gene Ontology annotation, biological process: positive regulation of protein catabolic process; protein ubiquitination; intracellular signal transduction. Lineage: Eukaryota; Metazoa; Chordata; Mammalia; Lagomorpha; Leporidae. The record is from RefSeq and is a predicted model, not a curated record. Gene Ontology annotation, molecular function: protein binding. The coding region runs from base 7 to 978 and encodes 323 amino acids. The transcript is spliced from 7 exons.